Messenger RNA from Fraxinus pennsylvanica, 516 nucleotides. Lineage: Eukaryota; Viridiplantae; Streptophyta; Magnoliopsida; Lamiales; Oleaceae. The record is from the annotation of a GenBank genome assembly.
AUGGCUAGUGGCUCCUUUUUCUUUUCUACUCUUUCAUUAGCAUUCCUAUGCAGCUUUCUUACAUUUGACAAUGUGAAAGCUGAUUUAAUUGGAGACCUUUGUUCGAAGACAUCGAAUCUUUCUUCCUGUGAUGAAGUUUUAAGAUCAGAUCCUCGUUCUGUUAAAGCUGAUCUCCGUGGAUUAGGUCAAAUUGCCAUCGACAAAGCAAUAACCAGUGCCAAGACAUCCUUGAAUUUGGUAAAAGCACUUGCGAAAGGAAGAAUUCAGAGUAAGUGCAUAGAAUACUAUUUUAUAGCGUUCAAUUCUCUAAACAAAUGCCAGAGUUUGAUACUUGGGAAGGAUAAACUGAAUUUAUAUGCUGAAGCUGCAAAUGCCGAUAUUGAUAUUUUUACUCGUGAUGCUUUAUUUUAUGGAAAGGAGCCUAUCUUCCUUAAACAAGCCAGUCAAAAAACUCGAGAUAUUAUUAAUAUCUGUAGGAAUUUUGUGUUGGAAAUUGGUUGUGACCAAUUGAAAUGA